AUGAAGCAAAAGUUUCAGGAGAAUGCUCGAGUUCAACGAGCACAACUCCAAAGGCUUCAUAGGGAAUUUGAAAUUCCAAAAAAGCAAAAUGGCGAAUCCGUGAAUGAUUAUAUCUCUCGAGUCAUGAUACUUGCAAAUGACAUGAGAGGAGUAGGAGAAACAAUGGAGGAUGGGCAUAUUGUUGAAAAAAUUAUGAGCACAUUGUCCGACAAAUACAACUACAUCGUAUGCUCAAUUGAAGAAUUGAAGGAUAUCAAUAAGAUGACAGUAGAUGAGCUGCACAACUCAUUGCUUAUACAUGAACACAAUAUAAAAUGA
This is a messenger RNA of Vigna angularis (adzuki bean), 318 nucleotides long. RefSeq lists its product as uncharacterized. The record is from RefSeq and is a predicted model, not a curated record. The transcript has a single exon. NCBI's taxonomy places the organism in Eukaryota, Viridiplantae, Streptophyta, Magnoliopsida, Fabales, Fabaceae. The coding region runs from base 1 to 318 and encodes 105 amino acids.